ACAGUGCCGGGCAUGCGUGCUUCCUCUCGCCUCAAAGACCCGCUGAAGGCUAGCGAUUCGGAUUGCUCGGUCCUGUUUCCGCAAGGGUACCAUGAUCAAGCGUUUUCUCCUUUCCGGCUUCCUCCACCUCCGCCGCCGCGGUGGCGGCUCCGUUUCGUUUCUUCCUCUCAGUGUAUCAGGAAACUUAUGGGGGAGAUCCCAAAGUGUAGCACUGAAUCAUCCAAAGAAUACAGAAGGAGAAAAUAUUACUAAGGCAAUUGGACGCUAUCCAAUACCCAAGAAGACGGAUUUGCCAUAUGAUAUAGUAGAGCUCAUGGAGGAAAUGGAAGUAAAGACUGGGUUUUUGCCCAACGUGUUUAAGGUUAUGGCUCAUCGGCCAGCAGAAUUUAGGGCAUUCUUUGCCUAUUACAAUGCCAUCAUGAACAAAGAGACAGGAAACCUAAGCAAGGCUGACAAAGAACUCAUUAUUGUGGCUACCAGUAUUGUCAACCACUGUCCCUACUGUGUAAUUGCACAUAGUGCCUUACAUCGCAUCUACUCCAAGAAACUAACUUUGGCAGAUCAGGUGGCUGUGAAUUGGAAGUUGGCCGAUCUAAAUGAUCGGGAAAUGGCCAUACUUGACUUUGCCCUUGCUAUCUGCAGAGCAGAUAACAUAACAGAAGAGCACUUUCAGAAGCUGGAGGCACAUGGAUUUGACCGAGAAGAUGCCUGGGACAUAGGCUCCAUUUCAGCCUUUUUUGCCAUGUCCAAUCGCCUGGCUCACUUAAUAGAUCUGCAUCCCAACCCAGAGUUCUAUAUCAUGGGAAGAGUACCAAGAGAGAAAAAGACCAGUUCCUCCUAAUAAAACUUGUUGAUAUCCUAAUCUGUGCAAACACUUAAGGUCAAGCUUGACUAAUUACUGAGUGAAAGUUAUCAAAUUAAAGUGGACCAGUUUUAGACGCAGUGAAAAGAGAAUCAAACUUUACUUUUGAUUGUACUGUACUUCUGAAAUGAUUUCACGUAGAUGUCAAUUGGAAUGAGUUUCUUGAAAAGAGAAAAGUGAGAUCAGAUACUUGUAGUUCAGUUUCUUUUGAUCAUAAUUAAAGAUAUGAUUAGAAGUAAGAACCUCAUAUAUUUUAUUUCUGUAUAGCUAACUAAAUCUCUACUGUAAUAAGACUUUUUAUUCAAACAUUGGAACAGACAAAUAAGCUGGGUUUACAUUCUCAUUUCCUCUAUAAAGUACUGGCAAGCAUGAUUGCUUCCUAAAGGCUUAAGUUUUUGCACUGGAUCAGGACUCUUUUUUAUUAUUUUAAUGAGAAUGUAAUUCUCUUUCUUCUCCCUGGAUUUAACAAUGCUUUCAUACAUUUGUGAAUUUCAGCUUUUUUAUCUUUUGAUUAAAAAAGGUCACACAAACAUAACUGAAAAAUGAAAGGUAUUAAACAGUUACAAUAAAUUAUUAUAUGUUUUUGCU
Messenger RNA from Protobothrops mucrosquamatus (brown spotted pit viper), 1450 nucleotides. RefSeq lists its product as uncharacterized. Bases 92 to 841 code for a protein of 249 amino acids. NCBI's taxonomy places the organism in Eukaryota, Metazoa, Chordata, Lepidosauria, Squamata, Viperidae. The transcript is spliced from 5 exons. Gene Ontology annotation, molecular function: peroxiredoxin activity. The record is from RefSeq and is a predicted model, not a curated record.